Eriocheir sinensis (Chinese mitten crab) is the source of this 1170-nucleotide messenger RNA. RefSeq lists its product as uncharacterized. The record is from RefSeq and is a predicted model, not a curated record. Bases 1 to 681 code for a protein of 226 amino acids. Lineage: Eukaryota; Metazoa; Arthropoda; Malacostraca; Decapoda; Varunidae. The transcript is spliced from 8 exons.
AUGAUAGGUGGGUGGUGCCUGCCGUCCAGGCCAAGAGUGCCGCCCACACCCUCAGUGCCUUGCUGGGCCACCACUGCCCCCCUGCUGGACCCCCCUGCAGCCAUCACCAAGGAGACACUGCUGAGCCUGGUGUAUGUCCAGCGGGCACACUGGCGCUGCUUCCAGUACCAGGGGUCCUUAUGCCAGCAGGAGGUGCGGGGCGAGGCUGACCCCAGCACCUUCACCCCGAGCCUCUCCUUCCAAGGCCUGGUGGGUGUCUGGCCCUUACGCCUCCAGACCAGAGACACCAUGCAGCUCCUGACACCACAGACACAGCAGCUCAGGGAGAGGAUUGGUGAGAAACUGCUGCAGCUGAGGAGGGAAGAGGCCGUGGUGCUGAGUGAGUCUCCGAGGCUGUGUCUGGUGUGUGACGAGCAGGUGGAGCAACACGCAGCCUUACGGAAGGGGAACAUCCAGAGCAGCCAGAGUGCAUCCAGUGGGUGUGGGAGAUGCUGGGGCGUGCCGGGGUGCUGGGACGAGGCCAGCGGCUGCAGAGUGGCAUGGGUGACACAGAGGCUCUCACUCAGGUGGUGUUGCCCGUGGCCUACCAGUUCAACCCACAGCUGGUCCUGGUCACUGCCAGCCUUGAUGUUGGUGCAGGGACCCACUUGGAGGUUGCCGCGUGAGUCCCGAUUGCUUUGAACAUAUGAUGGCCUUUCUGUCUGGCCUGGCCAAGGGCCGCAUGGUUCUGGCACUGGAGGGCGGCUUCAGCCUCAACACCAUCAGCUACUGCAUGACGCUGUGUGCCAAGGCCUUGCUGGGGGAUCCGCUGCCCCCCCUUGAGCCCCAGCUGGUGCCCAACAAGAGUGCCGUGCAGACCAUCAGUGACGUCAGCCGUACCCACAGCCGCUACUGGCCGGCGCUCUGCUUCAAGAAAGAAGAAGCAGAAGAAGAAGAAAAGGAAGAGGAGGAGAGGGUAUAUGUGUGUGUGUGUGUGUGUGUGUGUGUGUGUGUGUGUGUGUGUGUGUGUUAUAUGGACAGAAUUUAAACUGAUUUCUUUCAACAUAUAUUUUAUUAUUAUUAUUGAAAGACAAACUUCUCUUCUUCACUUCCUCCUUCUUCUUCUUCUCUUUCAUCUUCUUCUUCUUCAUCUUUUGUCGGGGUUCUGAUAGGAAGAGAAAUAAUAAAAAU